Messenger RNA from Aspergillus tanneri, 1071 nucleotides. RefSeq lists its product as uncharacterized. Bases 1 to 1071 code for a protein of 356 amino acids. The transcript has a single exon. The record is from RefSeq and is a predicted model, not a curated record. NCBI's taxonomy places the organism in Eukaryota, Fungi, Ascomycota, Eurotiomycetes, Eurotiales, Aspergillaceae.
AUGCCCUCACUAACCCCCCAGGGUCGACGAUUGUUCUCUCGUCAUCCCCGUCCACAGUCGCUUGAUCUUCCUCCGCCCCCGCCCUCGUCAUCCUCAACUCUCUCCAUCGAAGAUCUCGACCUCCGUCCUCGCAGCUUUCAAGGCCAACCACCUCCCCCGGAGGGCUACUUCUCUCCGGAUUCUGUCGUCGCUUUCUCGCCUCCCCUGGGAGAGGAUUAUUUCCCUCGGCAUACCUAUACAGAGAGUGCCAGUCCCGAUAGCGUGCUGUCUUUACAGCCUUCUCUCUAUCGCUCGUCGACUGCCCCUCAUCCGCAUACUCAUCCCCCUCCUAGUAAUAGUCCUUCCUCUACCAUCACGACCACUACUAGCCCUACAACGGCCAGUACUAGUACGAAUAAUGCAAAUAAUAAUAUAAAUAUAAACACCCCACGAGGCCGCCGCGACGAACGCUCCUACGCACAAGAUCUGCAUCUCCGAUCGCGCAGUCCCAAAGCCUUUGCUCCGCGUCCUCACGAACGGCACAUCCCCAGUACGAAUCCCCAUGACCCCGCCGUGCAUCUGGGGACUUUCCGGUCGAAUCCCCGUACCAGUCGGAUCGGUGAUCAGGAACGACCCUGGAAAUUGACGAUUCCUGGCGCGGAGGAUGAUGAUGCUGGGGAGACACUAUUGUGGUUGGCAAGAGGGAGGUCUCAACCAGAGUUACGGUCUCAGUCUCGGUCUCAGUCAGAGUUGCAGUUGCAGCCACGAACGUAUCGGGAUCAUGAUCUCGGGAGUCGACCUCCUACAUACGAAGAGGAUCAAGCGCUAUAUCCCCGGCGCUCUGUGCGUCCGGUUGAGAAAUCAGGUUUAAACCCGGGGGAGGGUUCUAUGGCAGGUUCAGGCGGACAUCCAUCGCGCGGCCUGGCACGAGCGCUCAAUCGCAACGAUAUGCCUGUGGAAUUGCCGGUGCGCGGCGAGGACGAGUCCAGUGAGGAAAUUGUCAUGUCCAGUACAGCGUAUCCGGGACAGGAGUGGCGGCCAUUAGGACUGGAGCACAGUAUGAAUACUGAUCAUGAGUAUGAUCAUUACUGA